Molecule: messenger RNA, 339 nt
Organism: Sphaeroforma arctica JP610
Lineage: Eukaryota; Ichthyosporea; Ichthyophonida
Exons: 1
Coding region: 1-339 (112 amino acids)
Source: RefSeq, a predicted model, not a curated record
AUGUGUUUGGGGAAACCUAGGAAGAUUCGCAGCUCGUCGCUUCUUACAUCAACGAUUUCUUCGAUGAAGCCCUGGUUGACACAUCUAGAUAUGCAGGGCGAACACCCGCCGCUAAGUGCUGACGGGGACCUACUGAACUCUGCCGACGUCCCAGGCCCAUCGGAUUAUGAGUAUAUGAACAGUGUUGAAGACUUCAAUGAUCUUGGUUAUGUCGACGACAUCUUAGACGAUGUGGAUGAGCCCGCGCACAUUUCCGGGCUCAAUCCGACUGUGAUCGAUAACGAUGCUGCAGUGUGCAAUUAUGUAGACGUUGUGCCGGAAAGUUCAGUGCCACUGUGA